Trichechus manatus latirostris (Florida manatee) is the source of this 1853-nucleotide messenger RNA. It is a transcript of the gene PRRX1, whose product is annotated as paired related homeobox 1. Gene Ontology annotation, cellular component: nucleus. Gene Ontology annotation, biological process: regulation of transcription by RNA polymerase II. The transcript is spliced from 5 exons. Bases 1034 to 1687 code for a protein of 217 amino acids. Gene Ontology annotation, molecular function: RNA polymerase II cis-regulatory region sequence-specific DNA binding; DNA-binding transcription factor activity, RNA polymerase II-specific. The record is from RefSeq and is a predicted model, not a curated record. NCBI's taxonomy places the organism in Eukaryota, Metazoa, Chordata, Mammalia, Sirenia, Trichechidae.
AGACUGUUUUUUUGGUCUGAGGGAAAGGAGGAAGAAGGAGAUUGUGAUGGAGAAAAGGGGUCUGUAAAACGUCAGGCGCGGCACAAAGGCUUUGCCACGUAAUUACAGGCUCCUAUUAAGUCGAGAUCUGCCCUCCCAGGGGUCUCCAAUUUUCUUGUAUUCCCUACAAAGCCUCUUUUGCAUGCCAGUUUGUGCCUUUUGAAGUGCCAGAGAGCUUCUUGAUCCAACUGAGAAGGAAAAAGAAGUUCAUCAAGAAGAGGGGGAGAGAGAGAAGGGAAAGGGGGAAACCCACCACCACCCUCUUUCGAACUCUUGAAGCCCUAAUUUUUUUUUUUUUUUUUUUUUACUCCUUACCAAAAGUAAAGUGAGAAUCCUGCUCUCCAAUACAUCUGCAAGACAUCACCCUCUCCUCCUGAAACCUUAGUCACUCCUGAGAAUCCACAGGAGUGCAGAGAGGGGGGAACACGUUUUCUUGAAGAUGUUUUAAAGCUGGAACAAGCCUUCUUCUGUUGGUGCUUGAACUCUUGCCUGGGAAUAACUUUUUUAACCUUUUUAAAAAAAUCCACUUUGAUUCUUCUCUCCCACCCCUUCUUUCUUCUUCUGUUUGCCUAACUCCCCCGCCCUGCUGGCCUCCACUUUCCUCUCUCCCCCUUAUUAUUAUUUUUAGUGUGUGCGUGCGGACACUUUUGGAGAGCUGGAAGGGAUUUUUUCUCCUGACUUGAACACAGGGUGACUUCUUAAUUCUAUUUUUUGGUGUGGAUUAUCUCUUUGGACCGCGCCGGACUUGGCCUCAGGAAAACAGCCGAGGCUGCUGGUGCAGAACGCUCUGCUCUUCAGAAGCGGGUCCCCCGCCCUCUUUUCCACUUUUUUUUUUUUUUUGGUCUUCCCCUCCUUCUCUCUCUCUCUCCUUCUCCCUCUCUCUCUACUCCCCCCUCUCUCUUCCCCACUCUGUUCCUCUCCCCCCUCGCGCCCACAGAGUUUGGUGUUGAUUCGAGCGGGAAGAGGGGGGUGGGUGGGAUCGGAGGGGGAGACCAUGACCUCCAGCUACGGGCACGUUCUGGAGCGGCAGCCGGCGCUGGGCGGCCGCUUGGACAGCCCAGGCAACCUCGACACUCUGCAGGCGAAAAAGAACUUCUCCGUCAGUCACCUGCUAGACCUGGAGGAGGCCGGAGACAUGGUGGCGGCACAGGCGGACGAGAGCGUGGGUGAGGCGGGCCGGAGCCUGCUGGAGUCGCCGGGACUCACCAGCGGCAGCGACACCCCGCAGCAGGACAAUGAUCAGCUGAACUCAGAAGAGAAGAAGAAGAGAAAGCAGAGGAGGAACAGGACCACGUUCAACAGCAGCCAGCUGCAGGCUUUGGAGCGCGUCUUCGAGCGAACACACUACCCCGAUGCUUUUGUGAGAGAAGACCUGGCCCGCAGGGUGAACCUCACCGAGGCCAGAGUACAGGUGUGGUUUCAGAACCGAAGAGCUAAAUUCCGCAGGAAUGAGAGAGCCAUGCUGGCCAAUAAAAACGCUUCUCUCCUUAAAUCCUACUCAGGGGAGGUGACUGCCGUGGAGCAGCCCAUCGUCCCUCGUCCUGCUCCGAGACCCACCGAUUACCUCUCCUGGGGGACGGCCUCUCCGUACAGAUCCUCGUCCCUCCCAAGAUGUUGUUUACACGAGGGGCUUCAUAACGGAUUCUAACGGAAGACACUGAAAAGCGCCAUGGCUACUUAUUCUGCCACAUGUGCCAACAAUAGCCCUGCACAGGGCAUCAACAUGGCCAACAGCAUUGCCAACCUGAGACUGAAGGCCAAGGAAUAUAGUUUACAGAGGAACCAGGUGCCAACAGUCAACUGAGGAAAAAAAA